CAGCAGUUUCGGAUCAUGGUAGAAAGACGGAAGUCUUUUGGUGUCAAGGCUCAACAGCAAAUGUACCAUCAGGAAAAAGAAAUAUAUUCACUGAAGCAGGACCAUGAAGAGAUUGCAUUACUCUUGAGCCUCACAAAGUCACAGAGAAAUAUGAUGUUAGAUGACAGAAAUUGUAUGGAGCUUAAAUUUCUUUUACAGACCAAAGAGGAAUAUGAUUCUCUGAUUAGAGCAACCAAAGCCCUGAUAGCUGAACUUGACGAUAAGGUAGUGGAGAUGGAAAAAAAGAUCAAAACCCAAAAAUUGGUUGUAGUAAAGGUGAAACAAGUGAAUGAUAGCAAAUGGCUCCAAAAGCAGAUUCAGAUGCUGGAGAAUCGCCUGAACCAUGUCACUGUCCAUUUCGACACCAUCCUGACCACGAAUGCCACACUCAGAGAAGAGAUUGAAAACCUGCGAUGUCAGAAAGCUAUUUUUGACAACUUCUAUUCAAAACUUCAUAAAACACUAGAUCAGCAGAAGAAAACAAUGGACACUGCAAUUGAGCAGUCCAGCCAAGCAUACGAACAGCGGGUGGAGGCACUGGCACGGAUUUCCGCCAUGAAGGAAAGGCGCUGCAAAGACAUCGCACAGUAUAAUGUGGAAUUCAGGGAACUGGAACGUGUCUUUGACCACGAGACCAAGCUGAAAGCCUUUAUGCUCAUCAAAUUAGUGGAUCGCUCAGACUUUGAGGAACAGGCCAAAAGGGAAGAAGCCCUCAAGGCAAGCAAGCGGACCAGAAAGAGCAAAGGCGAAAGCUUUGAGAGCUACGAGGUGGCUUACAUGCGCCUGCUGAAGCUGAGUGAGGACGGGGACAUUGGCCAGCUGGUGGCAGAUUUCAUCGAGAAAGAGGAGAAGAACUUUGCGUAUUUCAGCUACGUCACCGAGCUGAACAACGAAAUGGAGAGGCUGCAGAAGAACACACAGAACAUGCAGAAUGAAAUUCUUCACUUAAAAUCCCAACAGAAGUUUGCUGAUGACAAAAGCAACACCAGCCUCAAGGAGAUGGAGGAGAAGCUGAAGAAAACCACCGAAGAGGCCAACCUGUAUGAGUACACCUGUAAAGAGAGCAGCAAGGUCCUGGACCAGCUCAAAUCCGCUGUGGACUUUCUGUUUAAACAAAUACACUGCGAGGACACCAAGAUAAUGGAGCAGCUUGGUGAGAGUGGGGAGAUCACGGAUCUGAACCUGAUGCAGUAUUUUGGUAUCAUAGAAAAGAAAACCAAUGAUCUCCUGCUCAUUGAAUCCUUCCUGCGCUAUAAGGAGGUCGAGGGAGAGCAGGAUUCGCUCCCUUUAUUGAAUCCAUUUUUGGGUGGCACAGGACUCCUUAAAAGUACAGAUGCAGCGAAAUUCCCCCCAUCUUCCCCUACCAUAGAGCACAUGGCAGAGAACAUAGAGGACUUUGAUUGGCCUUUGGACCAUGGCAGUUUGCGCAACCUGAUUACUGAGAACUUCGAGAAGGAAAAGUCCAGUGGGAUCUCGCUGGACAAAGAGAAGAAGAGAGGGAUAAUUUUAUAGACCGGGGAAAGCAAAUACACUGGGUAUAAAUAAUAGGUUCUUAAUUCACUUGAAAUCAAAAUCCGAUUCUGUGCUUAAUUUAAACAAAGCUAACUUUACGUCUCUGGAAUGCUAGUACUGUCUUGUAUUUACAAUAGCCUUUGCCAUCCGGCAGGAUCCCAAAGCCUUUUACAAACUUAAAACAAAGCUCUACAAAUUAUAGGCAGGCAUCACAUAUAAUGAAAUGCAACCAUUUCUGGGGUGGAAAGGAGGGCAGCAGCCGUCUAACAAUAGUUCACAACAGUUUGACUGCGGCACUGGGACUAGCGUCCUCUGUGUUGCAAAAUGCUGGUGCACUAAGUGCAUAGGCAUUUAAUGGCCACAGGUGGGCAUGACCUCACAUCUCCAUCUCCUCUGCCUGUGCAAACUGCCAUGGGCUCUUCAGCAUCUGCACAGAGCAGGCAAGCCCCUGUUUAAAGUCCCCACAGAAUAAACCAAGGGAUGGAGGCCUGAAUUGAUGCUGCACUUCCAAGUGUUUCAGACCUGAGAUGAUUCUUCUGUUGGACCGUGACUGCCUCUCACCUCUUAGUACGUGGGGCUGGCUCCUCGGCUGUAGAGCGCCAUUGAAUUCAAUAGAGCUGAUUUACCCCAGCUGAGGAUCUAGUCCAUGAUUUUUAACAUCUCUGGGUUUUUUUUUCCAAUUAACAAAUAUUCUGUCUGUAGACAAACACUGGCGAGAAUCCCAGAGAACUAGACAUACGGGGGGAAACUAGAAAGCAGGAGAGGCACUGUUUGAGUAGGACUCUGGACAGCUGGGCUCUAAUCCUAGCUCUGCCACUGGCCUCCUGAGUGACCUCAGGCAACUCACAUCCAGGGCUCUGUGCCUCAGUUUCCCCAUCUGUAAAAUGGGGAUAAGGAUACUGACCUCCUUUGUAAAGUGCUUUGAGAUCUACUCAUGAAAAGCUUUGUAUAAGAACUAUGUGGUGUUGUUAUCACUAUAGAAAAGCUCAAAAGUGGAAGCAACCAGCCUGACUGUUAGCUACUGCCUGAUCUUCCAGUCUGAAACAGACAUUGAUACCCUUAGAUGCUUUUGAAGAUCUCACUGACAGUUCCUGUUCCAAGGACAGAGGAGACUCUGACAAGAUGCCUGGGAGAUCCAGAGAGGUGGCGGUAGCUUGGAAAGCUUUCUCACUUCGGGUGGUGAUGGUUUUGUAGCCACGUGGGACAGCAGUCUUGUGCGCUUUGCCGAAGUGGGUUUUUUUCCAGAGGGGUGUGAAUGAAGGGAGCCUGCUCCAAUGGGUUUGCGAGGAUAAAAUCGCUGCAUGUCUUUGUGCUCUCAAGGCAGACAGCCGUAGUCAUGUAGCUGUUGGAAAAGGGGGCACGGUAGCCCUGCAUUGCCAUCAAAAGCACAAUUGAGCCUUAGUUAUUUUGUCUUUUAAGCACCCCAUACCUUGCAUGAUCCCCAUCACAGAGAGAGAAAGAGAAGCUUUAGUGGUCUGCGCAUGCUGGCCAGUAAGAGAAGUUUACUAAUGCCAGCGAUGUACCGUGCACCAUUGGAUUAGCGGCAGUUUGACAGCGAGUCACGCAGUAUGAGGCCAUUUCCUCCCUGCUGGGCUUCUGCUAUUUGAUGUUUGCAAAGUGAGAACGGUAUCACUGGGGGGCAGCACCAUGUGCCAUGGUAGCCCGAGCUGCACAGCCCACCUCGGACAAGCCUUCGCCACCUUCCCUGUAACCGAGUCUCGUCGUCAGAAAUUCAGUCGCAGGAAUUUUUCGGUGGUGACCUUGUCGAGAUCUGGCUCACUGAGUCUUGUGUGACUCAGCCCGCAGCUGGAGAGAUCUCUCUC
This is a messenger RNA of Terrapene triunguis (Three-toed box turtle), 3374 nucleotides long. It is a transcript of the gene CCDC63, whose product is annotated as coiled-coil domain containing 63. The transcript has 10 exons. The record is from RefSeq and is a predicted model, not a curated record. NCBI's taxonomy places the organism in Eukaryota, Metazoa, Chordata, Testudines, Emydidae. Gene Ontology annotation, cellular component: axoneme. Bases 16 to 1551 code for a protein of 511 amino acids. Gene Ontology annotation, biological process: outer dynein arm assembly; cilium movement.